AUGUUAGGUGAUGAUCACGAUCAUAGCAAAUUAGAUGUUAACAAAAUAGUGAAGAUGUAGAAUUUUAUUUUCUUUGUCUUUGCUUAUUGUACUAAAAAAGUAUAUGAAAACGAUACUUGUGUAGAUGAUUCCAAAGAAAUGUUUCUUAAUUGGGUACUUUACGGCAAUUUAGCAAUUUGUUUGAUUCUUUUAAUUGGAUACUUUCUAAGCAAAGUUCCAUCAAUAUACACUUUCUUGAAUAGAUGUGGUGCAGUUUGUGUAACAAUAUAAAUGUAUAUUUUCUAUGGCUCUCUAGUAAUCUUUCACUUCACAUCUAUGAUCUAUGGAAUAUCCAAACAUUUCUGGUCUAAGCCCACAGAAUGCAAAGAAUUACAGUUAUUCUUGAUGGUUUGCGCUUAUGUUUACGUUGUCUGGAUAUUCAUGUACAUUUAUGCUUUCCUUAUGAAACUUGUAUAGAGAUUUUUUCCAGAAUAACCUAAUUAUAAUGCAUUUUUGUCAGGAGGCACUGUUUAAAGCAACUACUGA
Molecule: messenger RNA, 525 nt
Organism: Tetrahymena thermophila SB210
Lineage: Eukaryota; Ciliophora; Oligohymenophorea; Hymenostomatida; Tetrahymenidae
Product: transmembrane protein, putative
Exons: 1
Source: RefSeq, a predicted model, not a curated record